Trichomonas vaginalis G3 is the source of this 3030-nucleotide messenger RNA. Its product is annotated as carbohydrate binding. Lineage: Eukaryota; Parabasalia; Trichomonadida; Trichomonadidae. The transcript has a single exon. The record is from RefSeq and is a predicted model, not a curated record. Gene Ontology annotation, cellular component: endoplasmic reticulum membrane. The coding region runs from base 1 to 3030 and encodes 1009 amino acids.
AUGAUUUUGUUUUUUGUUUUUUCGUGUAUAUCAUCAGAGGCAUCGUACAUUGAUGGUUUCGUUAACUUCAAUUUUACGUUUACAGGAGAUCGUAAGUCAUUUUUCUCUAAUUUAUCCAUUCUAAUUUUAACAGUUGACAAUUCUUUGAUUGACCAAGUUGAAGUGCAGCCUUCAGGUUAUUGGAUUUCAGAUGCUAUACUUCCAAAUAGAGUAAAUAUUUCCAUUUUAUCCUCAGAUGGAAUAUAUUUCGCAGAAAAAUCAAAAAUCAUUUCAAGUUUGGAAAAUUCAUCAAUCAAUUUUUUAGUUACAGGCCUCGGAAUUAAAGGAUCUGUGCUUGUCUCAUCUGAUAAUGUUAAUAUGCCCAUUUCGGUACCUUUGAAACUCGAAAUUUAUCGAUAUAGUACUCAAACUCGAUUUAUUGUUGAUAUAAUAGCAGGCUCGUUUUCUAUUGAUAAUGUCAUACCCGAUUUAUACAGAUUUAACAUAUUAAACGUCAAGUUUAACGAAACAAAAAUUAAUCUAACCGAAAAACCAUUAAACGACAUCAAAUUGAUUAUUGAUACGUGGGAUCCACAUGGCAUUGUCAUAGUUCCUCCUAAUAUUUCUAUUUUUCCUCUGAAGUUGUCAGUUGAAUCCAAAAAUUAUUCAAGAGAAAUCAUUACAGACGAGUCAGGUAACUUCAUUCUUCGAAAAUUACGAAAGGGAAAUUACGAAAUAUCAUGUAAAAGUGAUCAAUUCAACAUUACAAAAGUCAACAUCACUGUUGGUGAAAUUGCUUUAACAGAACUGAUCAAAUUGCAUUACAUCGGGACAACUGUUCGUGGAACUAUCUCAUUCAAGCCAGGAAAACCAUGUAAUGGUGCUUUAAUCACAUUUGUUGAACGAAACAUUUCAGUUUUUUCUGAUUCAAAUGGUAAAUUCACUUUUUACAAUGUUAUGCCUAUAAACAAUGCGACAUUUGCAGCCGAAUACUAUCUUUGGGAAUUUGAGAUUCAAACAUUGACAUCUAUUACUUAUUUUCCACGUCGAGACAUCAUCUUCAGAGCUACACAUGGUCCAGUACAUGUUAAAUCAUCAUGUCUUGAAUACAACGUUUCUUUUAGUUCCAAACAACAUUUGAACAUUGAAACACACAAUGGAAGUAUUUCAUUUUCAGCACCAUUAAAAGAAUUAUCAAUGAUUAGUUUAUCAACUAAAUGCAACAUGAAGAAUGAUACAGCGAUCUUCAAAGCACCAUGUGAAUUAUAUUUCAGUCAAAUUUCAUCAAAAGUUUUUGGAUCUGUUUUAGUUUCAUUACGAAUUUCUAACAUGUCUAUUUCACUUAUAGGAAAGAAAAUUUAUAAAUGUCAAUGCAAUGAAAAAGGUCGUUUCUCAUUUGAAGAUGUAGAAUUUGGUGAAUACGAAAUUCAUUUAAUUCAUCCAAAUUCAGUUGUUUAUAACCAAUCAAUAUUUUUUGUUAAUGUUACAAGUGAUGAAAUCGAUGUUGGCGUUGUUGCUCAUUUUGCUCAUUAUGUGUUUAACAUUAAUUCAGAUCAUGAAGUCUCUAUUCUUGCUAGUCCAGAUGUUGUACAACAACUUAAACAAGGCAAUAAUUUAGUUAAAGUUAUUUACAAGGAAAUUCUUUCUGCUGAUUGUUUCAAUUUCGAAAAACCAAAGUUUCCUAAUAAAAUAUUUAUAAAUAAUAUAAGUGAAUAUUAUAAAUACAAUCUAAAGGUUACUGAAGCUGUCCGUAAAGUUGAAGUUAAAGGUGAUUUAAUGAUCCAUCAAACAAUCAUCAAAGUUAACAACAAACAGCUUAAAUAUCCAUAUAAAUUUAUACAAAGAUCAGAUCAAUCAGUAAAAGUGGAAUGCAUUGUUCAAAAACCAUUUGUUGUUGAUCAUCCUAAACUUUAUGUUCCUUUCCCAUCUCAUUGUGACGAAAUCAUUUCUUUCGACGUUUAUAGAAACAACGAAAUUGAUGGUAAAAUCAUUCCAGCAAUCAAGAAUGUAAAUGUCAGUGUCAUUUCAGAUGAUAAAGUUCUUUCAUGGAAUCUUACAGACAAAAAUGGUCGAUAUCAUUUUUCGAGACUUCCAACAUUGUCUAAAAUCAUCUUGAAAGCGGAGAAACGACGAUUUAAGUUUGUUCCACGUAAAAAUACAUUUGAUUUUGAUGGAUAUCGAUUAUUCAACAUUAAAUUGUCAUUUCCUUCUAUUGUCAAUGAUGGAAUUGUUUCUAUCUCUAAUUCAAAAGGUUUCCAUCAAAACAAGAAGAUCAGUAACAAUACAGUUAUCUUUUCAAACCUGACAGAAGGAGACUAUUUCGUCAAACCUAUAAUGAAAGAGUUUGAUUUCAAUCCAAACAUCAAAUCUUUUUCACUUUUCGAAAAUGAUGUGACAUUCGCAUUUGAAGCAUGUAAGAAUCGCUUUUCUAUCGCAGGUUUUGUCUUUGAAUCAAAUAGAAAACCUGUCAUUGGUAGAAAAGUUUUUGUGAAUAGAACAUAUGAAAGUCAAACAGACAACACAGGAAAAUUCACUUUUUCUAACUUGAAAUCACAACAAAACUAUGAAAUCACUUUUGAAAAUAGUGAAUCAGAAGUUGUUACACCAAAAUCACAGAUAGUUCUAUUACAACGAGAAAAUCAUGAUAACAUCAACUUCACUGUUAUCAAACGAAACGACAAAUAUGAUUUGUUUGGUGAAAUCUCUUCAACAGAUUACGAUUUAACAGAACUUUCAGUUUUUCUUAAAUGCAAUGGAAAAGUUAUUGAUGAUUUUUAUUUCAAAUCAUCAAUUCCACUGUUCUUUUUCAUUGGGUUGGAUAAACAUCAACCUAUUACACUUCAAAUUGUUCAUAAAAAUAUCAAUGGAAACAUCAAUGUUUGUUACGAAAAAACAAUGAAAAACAUUUCUUUUGUUAAUGCAUCAUGUUUCUUUAAUGAGAGAUCUUCAUUCGAAUCAGAAGAAUACAGUAGUUUUGAAUCCAGUUUAUGUGUUAUUAUAUUAUUUAUUAUAUUAUUUGUUUUGUAUAAUUUCAAAUUAUUUAGAAAAUAA